AUGAACUUGUUUCACCAAGAACAGACACGGAAAGGUUUGCCGGUCAAGUACACAACAGGCCUCCAUAUGGUUCAAACUGAAGCUCCAGGAACCUCCCACGGCGGUGAACAUUCAUGGCAAUAUAAGAAGCUGGAAACCGAACCUCCAGUGUCAGGUCCUGGGAGGCUACCAUGCCCACCUCCUGUUACAUAUGGAGGCUCGACAAUCCCACCACCAAUGCCACCAUUCUCAUAUCCACGCCCUUUCUAUCCUACUCAAAACAGCUCUUGGGACAACUAUCAUCAAAAUCGCCCCCCGCCGGUGAGUCAAAUUUCCCAUGGCAUGAUGGGUCCAGAUAAUUGUCAUGUCAAUGUUCCUGGAAUGCCUUUUGUCCCCUCCUCUAUCAACCCAGUAUCACAGCUUUUUGAAAAUUCUGGUCAACGAUAUGAUCAAAAGGUUCCAAACAGACCAAAUCCUCCCCCACCUGAUGUGCUACCUCCACUGCCUUCUCCUCCUCCAUUGCCUCUAUCCCAGCCACCUUCUAUACCACCUCCCCCGAGGUUUAGCCCCUCACAAUCCUCAAUCUGCUCUUGA
Dioscorea cayenensis subsp. rotundata (Guinea yam) is the source of this 573-nucleotide messenger RNA. Its product is annotated as extensin-like. NCBI's taxonomy places the organism in Eukaryota, Viridiplantae, Streptophyta, Magnoliopsida, Dioscoreales, Dioscoreaceae. The transcript is spliced from 2 exons. The record is from RefSeq and is a predicted model, not a curated record. The coding region runs from base 1 to 573 and encodes 190 amino acids.